GGGGUCCGGAUUUUUCCGGGAGUCGGCGACCAGCCUUGAGGCUUGGAACGAAGAUUAUACUAUAGGCGCGACGCGUCGGUGAACUCGGUAGCAGUGGAAGUAGCAUGCUCGACCCUUUUCUACCAAGAAGUAUUCAAUCGCUUACAACGGACAUUGUGCAGCGCACGCCUACGCCUUGUCCGGACGGGUCCUUGUUCUCUUGACGCCCGCAUUCAGAAGCUAAACGCGCGCAUGAUCAUCUGUCACAAAUCAUGCAUAUGCAGAUGCAGGACAAGAACAGGAUAGCCACCCUGUGCCCGGCUGAGCCCGAAUCCGACGUGCGAGGAAAUUAAUGGCUCCCUCGUAGCUGGGAUCCAGCACGCGCGAUUAUCAGAUUGAGAGUCGAAUUCAGACUUUCUUCGCUGACUGGAAGUGUAUUUCAGGCAACAACCCAUAUUGGGCGAACACUGGCCCGAAAGUCUCGGUGGGCACCCUCAAAAUGGACGAUCGAGAUCGGGCCCGCUUAAAAAAGCUUCCGUUAGCUUCCGUUUGUCUUGCCGAGUCCUUGAUUGUUGGGAUCUCGCAAUUCAGACUCAGCGGCGCGGCGGGAUACUGCCAGAGGCCUGGCGCAGGGGCGGGAUUGAUAGGGUCUUGCCGUAAUUGGUGGAUACUGAUGACGAGGCGCGGAGAAAAGAGAUUAAUGUGGCUGGGAGAACCGUUGGAGAGAGAUGGGGGGGCGUCGAUCGAAAGUUUGAGAGAAAGCGGGCGUAGUGAGCCUCCACGGGCCCUCGGUACAUUGUAACGGAGAGACUGGGAGUGGGACGCCACUAGUCCUUUCGGAUUAUCAGGAACAAGGAGAUGGGUUAGAGAUGGUUUCUGCCAAACGGGCCAAAGCCUGAACUGCCAAACGAUUGUGGCAAAUAGGCAUCCACAGUGAUCGGGCAUCACGAAGUGAAUUGCCUCCGCCGCCCAUAUUGAUGACCCCAGCAAGUAGCCGCUAGCAACCGCCGGCGAGCGGCAAAGAAAACAUUCUUGCCUAAAGCUUGUAAUUAUCCUGGGGAUGGAUUGUCCUCAGGGCGCACAGGAGCUCUCAAACUAGCUUAGAUGAAAAGUCUAGAGCAGCAACAUUCGCGCAGAUUUUGUCAUUUCGCGAGGAGCUCCGAAAGGUGUGGAAUAUUUGCCAGUUUCACAGGUCUGUCGCGUGAUGGAAGCGACGACAUAAAGUAGGGACACAACAACACCACAACAGAAAAGAAAUCCCCGCGUCCCACCGUAUAAUACGGCACUUCCUCUCCUCGUCCAUCCUCUUGAUCCCACAACUCCCCUCGACUUACGUUACGCUGAUGUCGUCUUUAACCGGAUCUGCAGAGCGUCCCGAGCGCAGCCGUAACGCUAAGGCUCAAGCGAGACAUCGAGCAAAACGAAAGGCGUACAUCGAGCAGCUCGAGCAGACCGUUACGAAGCUCCAGACCGCGCUUGGCGCCUCUGGAGACCAACUGACUGCCAUACCCCCACCCCUUGCCCGGAUUCGUGACCUCGAGCAAGAGAAUGAUCGGCUUCUGAAGGAAAAUGAGGCGCUCCAUCGGAUGCUCCAGGAGGCCAACGGGGGACGUCCAAUCUCGAUGGAACUUGGGGCUAGGCGCGCGUCUCCUCUAGGCUCAUUCAACGACUCGCGGAACGCGUGCGAUCGCGACUACAAGCGGCGUAAAAUGGAAACUAGCAACGUCGACGACUAUAUCCUUAAUUCGUAUGGCACCCACUCGCGCGCGCACUCGCACUCCCCGCCGUCGAUCGGACUUUCUCGACACAGUCCGAGCAGCUCCUCUCAUACCCCCGAUCCCCACUCUCGUCCUCCACCUCUCUCCAUCCCCCAUCACUUUCACCAUGGGCCGACAAACCAUGGUCCGGCUUCUGCCCCUCCUCCCCUUUACGGACUUGGAGGGCCACCCCCAGCAUUUCAAAUGCCACACACACCGUCUGGGUCGAGUUCGACGUCCAGUCCUCCGUUUUCGGCGAGUAUCUUUCCUUAAGCCCCGCAACCAUGCACCCGACGGCCAACUCGCCUGUCGCCCAUAGACCUCCGCCCCACACACUAACGAGUUAUCCGUCGGCGAACGGGACCGGGGGUGCAGGAUAUGUGUCCGUGAAAGCGGAGGACGAUUAUCCGGUGUGUGAAGGGUGCUAUGUUUUCGACGAUCCCCUUGCUUACGCGCUCUA
Mycena citricolor is the source of this 2196-nucleotide messenger RNA. NCBI's taxonomy places the organism in Eukaryota, Fungi, Basidiomycota, Agaricomycetes, Agaricales, Mycenaceae. The record is from the annotation of a GenBank genome assembly.